Musa acuminata subsp. malaccensis (wild Malaysian banana) is the source of this 984-nucleotide messenger RNA. The record is from RefSeq and is a predicted model, not a curated record. NCBI's taxonomy places the organism in Eukaryota, Viridiplantae, Streptophyta, Magnoliopsida, Zingiberales, Musaceae.
AUGAAAGACCAACGAGAGCUCGCCGACCAGUCCAAGCAUUGUCGCUUUCACGAGCAAAGUGGGCAUGACACCGAAGACUGCCGCGAACUCAAACGGCAGAUCGAGGAGCUUGUCCGCGGGGGUCACCUUAGUCGGUACAUCCGACGUAACAUGGAGCCCUCGCCUCGCCCGGAGGGCCCCGCGGAGUGCCGCAUCGAUGUCAUCACUGGAGGACCGGCAGUUGGGGGAACCAGCAUGUCCGGGAGGAAGGCAUACGCCCGUUCCACCAGGACUGACGUUCCCCAACGUAGCCCCGACCCCAAGGUCGCAUUCCUUCCCGAGGACGUCAAGAGACCAGACCAUGACAACGCGCUUGUGAUAAUGGCUCGAAUCGCUAACGCCCAGGUAAGGAGAAUCAUGAUCGACACCGGGAGCUCAGCCGACAUGCUCUAUCUGGAUGCCUUCCUGAAGUUAGGGCUAACCAAAGAAUCCUUGAAGCCUAUCUGCUCGGCGCUCACGGGAUUCACCGGCGAUUCAGUCUCACCAUUGGGGACCGUUACCUUGCCCCUGACCUUGGGAGCGCCGCCCAGAACAAAAACGAUGAUGUCCACCUUCUUGGUGGUAGAUCUUCCUACUACUUACAAUGCCAUCCUUGGCCGCCCCACCCUCAACAAAAUCAGAGCUGUAGUCUCCAACUAUCAUCAGACGGUGAAGUUUCCUACCCACGCCGGGACAGGGGAAGUUUGGGGAAGCCCCCAAGAGUCCAGACGAUGCUACCUGACGGCGGUUUCGCUACACAAAAGGGCGAAGACCGACCAACCUCUAGAGGACCCGAGAGAAAAGAAGCAAUCGACACCACAUCCGGAGCCAACGUCGGCCACUUGCAAUGUAUCGUUGAUGGAGGAUCGCCUGGAUCGGACGGUCCAGGUCAGGUCGGAACUCCCCGGGCAGGAACGGGAGCAGUUCGUCAGUUUCCUGCAGGAGAACGUCGAUGUCUUUGCCUAG